GUUCAAUGGAAUAGAAUUGUCGAACCGGAAGGGAAUAAUUUUGACAGUCAGAAACUCGGUGCCGAUUUUUGUUACCGUCGUGGUUGAUAAGCAGUAACGAAAUGUCGGGUUGGUUAGACAAUAUCGAGUGUCGAAGGUGUGAUUGCUUGGACACGGUGGCAGAGAAACGGAACGUCAUUGCGUCCGUUGCGGCUGGUGCCCUGUUUUUCACUGGUUGGUGGUUUGUCAUUGAUGCUGCUGCCGUUGUCCCAGCCAAUUCUGAUUUUAAUCAUGCAUUUCAUACCUUCGGAGUGAUAUCCACUAUAGCAUUUUUCAUGAUAAAUGCAAUAUCGAAUGCUCAAGUCAGAGGUGACACUAUGGGGACUGGAUGUCUUGGCCAGACAGGUGCUCGUGUUUGGUUAUUUAUUGGAUUUUUCUUGGCAUUUGGAUCUCUUAUUGGAGCUUGCUGGAUUCUGUUUGGACCUUAUGUUGUUGACAAAAAGUAUCCAAUCAUAUGGCCAGGUGUUGCCAUAUUUCUACAAAAUGCAUUUAUCUUUUUUGCUUCGAUUGUCUUUAAAUUUGGAAGAACAGAGGAACUAUGGGAAUGAAGCAUGGAUUGUCAGUAUUCAGAGGUCUUGAGUCAUAAUGGUACUGUAUUUUCAAACCACUGGUUUCCAUGGUAAUAUUUUACUAUCUGCUUACUAUCUGCCAGGCUAUUGAAUCUUCCUUGUGAAAAAAAAAAUUAUUAUAAAACUGAGCUGAGAUGACCUUUGUUCAUUACCAUUGGCAGCUUCUGAUCCUUCACACAAAGCGAUCAGGUUUGCUAUGUUAAAAGUUUGUCACCUUCUAAAGUAAUUGGUUUGGAUAUUUAUAGCUUAAUACUCAUUGCCUUCAAAUACGUAGGAUAACAACACAUGCUAAAACGCAAAGGUUCACGAGUAAAUUUCUACUGUAAAAUCUGUAUUAGAAGCAGCGCAUUCUAUUAAAAUGGUGGAUUGCAACAGAGGGACUGCAGAUUCUAUUAGAGCAUCAACACAUAUGAGAAAUGACGAAUUUUUGGUUCUCAAUUAUUCAAAAAGAAUGGGUAUGGCGAUGCAGCUUCUAAUACAGAUGUUACAGUAUUCAUAAACAACUAUACACUAUGGCUGUUGUAUGCAUAAGUGACAACUCCCCCCGGUCUAAACAUUUUAAACACAAUCUUAAAGGGGCAAUAGAUAAUUAAAUAUUGCAUGGAGCAAACGUAAUCUUUGUUAAACAUCACCCCAUCACCUCAUGAAUGAAAAUUUGUCAGUGCAAAAUUAUUAUAAUGAACUAUGUAAAACUAUGUUCUUGAAACCACCCUUGAAACUUCCACCCAUUCCCAAAAUGAAAAAAAUUAAUUUUGCUGUCCAUAUGAUUUUUUUUUUUAUCUACAAUCCCUAUCAGUAAUAUUUGUUUUGUUGGAGAGGUUUGCAGAAAGUGUAUACACAACAGGGGACAAAACAGUGGUGAGAAAAACUGUUGACCCCCAAACUGCAUCUUGCAGUAUCAAAAAACAUUUAUAGUCAGUUCUGAAUAUAUUCAAGUAUAAAUAUGUCUUGUUUAUCAAGAGUGAAUUUUUUUUUAACUUUUAUUUUAUACUUUCUCGUCACUUGUAGUUGCCACUUUCGAAGUGAUGCAAUUGUCAGUCAAUGUACAUAUUAUUUACUUACACACAGUGUAGGAGUAUUAUAUAUUUUUUUCUUGUUUUAUAUUUAAAAGUACAUGUAUGUCAGUAUUGUUGUAGCUUCAGGUCUUUGUGUAUUCUUACAUAUAUAAAUGUUAGUAGUUCUUGUGACAAAUUUCAAUAAACUUUGGAACAAUAUUUUCUGACGGAGUAUUAUUAAUAGAUAAAAUUUCAGAUUUUGGUCUAGAACUCCCUUUCUAGUGCGCGAGUGUUUUAAAUUAAUAUCAUUACCUGUACAACUAUUUAAUCAAUACAGUAUUAUCACCUGUUAACUUAUUUUUUUUAUCUAGUCACCCUGAAUUUCUUAUCCUCUCGUGCAUUAGUAUAUAACUUUUUUUCAAGUGUCAGUAAAGUACAUCACAUGAUGAUUUUUUAUUUGCACACAUGUACUUUGAGGGAUAUGUACAAAAUUAGUUAUUAAAUACUAGUACUUGUAUUAUAAAGAUGAAUACAUAUUUUAAAAUGCCACUGCCGCUGUACUAGAAAAUGUUCAAUGUGGGUCCCAUAAUGUAUGUGUAAAAUAAUCAGUUGUCUACACAUACCACACACCAAGUCUUCUAAGGGACUAUGGCACUUCAAAUGUGCAUGUAUUGAAUAAUCUUUAAAAACUGAUAAAGUCUAUCGAUCAAUAGCAAGGUUUGUAGGGAAUGCAUUUUUUUUUUGGAAAAAAAACAGAGAAUGAUAAGGAAUGUUGCAUCCAACAUUUAUCUGGAAAAAUGUAUUACGUAUGAUUAGAUUUAUGUAAUCCAGUCCAGUAUGGCUGGUCUUAGUGACUUCUGACAUGCUCGCUUGUUGUAUCAUCCAGUCUAUACGGUUUAUAGAUGUUUUCAUGUCAAUCACAUUGAAAAACGGUCUCAGAAACCUCACAAAGAAUUAGACAAUAAAAGCAGAGUACUAAAAAGGCCUGUAUUAUUUAAAUAGUACAACACUGAUACUGUGAAAUGAGUUGUAUUUACUUUUUAGCAGAUUUGAUGUGGAAAAUAUACUCACUUGGUGAAAUAAACAACUUGCUUUUAUGUUAACCUUGCAUGUUUACUGGGAACUUUUAGCUAUAAAUCUCUGUACUUUCAUGAGAAAAAUGUUCUCUAGGAGAGGGAGUGGGCACAUAAUCUAGUAUCAGUGAUUUUUUUCUUUGAAUAAAAAGUGAGGCAGAAACUGUUGGGUACAAAAUUUAUUGUUUUAUAUUUAUUUUUUUCAUGCAUUGUAAAGAACUUUUAAAACUUCUUCUCACUGGAAAUGAUAAAAAUCACAAACUCGGAAGAUUUCUUUAGUGUAUGUAUAUCCACCAAUUGCAUUCUUGGGAUAAUGUCAUGUGAUCAUUGUAUUGUGUCAAUGCACUUUUAAAAGAGGCUGAGUGAACUAUUACAUUUUGUAUGUUAUUUGUGAUGCCAGACAUGUUUUAUGAAUCUAGCUUGUAUUUAGCUGAGAAGCUUGAUUGUAAAUUGUGCAAUGUUGUGAUGUGCGGAAUAACAUGCGGAAUCGAAAUAGGGGCUGUCUAGUAGCCAUACGAUCGUGUCUUUACUUAUCAGACCCUGCUUGGCUAUUUGCAUUCAUCAUCGCUGCCACAUCAUUCUCUGAAUACUUCUCUCAUACUAUGAUACGUUUUACAAGAUCUUUUAGUUCAUCAUCCUUUUCAACAGCGCCAUCACCACUCUUUAAUCCUCAUUGAAUCUUUCUGUAUCAUUCAUACUGCCUCGUUUUGACUUUCCUAAAAUGUUGUGCAUGUCCAAGCUCCUUGUUUUUUCUUUGACUGGCUCCAAUAUUUUUGUAGCUAGGAUUCUGUGUGACCCCAAAUUCUACACAUUAUUUCAACCGUUGGAUUGUUGCAAUCAUUUCUGGAAAAACUAAUGUUAUGCGCCAAGUGUUAUUUUGUGAUUAUAAUUGUAUUAGAUAAUACGUGUUGAUGCAAUAAACAAGAUAU
Messenger RNA from Saccoglossus kowalevskii, 3605 nucleotides. RefSeq names its product transmembrane protein 50A-like. Lineage: Eukaryota; Metazoa; Hemichordata; Enteropneusta; Harrimaniidae. The record is from RefSeq and is a predicted model, not a curated record.